GACGGUUACCUUUAGACCCGAUUCGAGAACUUUAGCUCUCCGGCUGUGCUGAGCUGCUCAAAAUGACACUAUUAAAAUGUCAGCAUUGUAUUGGAGAGGAUAAAGCAUCAGAAGAUACAGAUCAUGUGGAGAAAAUCUUGCCACCCGGCUACAGUCAUCUUCUUUGUCAUCAUGAACUGCUGGAAAUGUCGGGGGAUGUUGAAAACUUCAGAGCGGCUCUUAAGUUGCAGAUGACUACAGAGGAGCAAGUCCAGAAGUGGCUGGAGGACUUCCAGAAAUCCUCAGCUUUAACAUGGAGGAAAUCUAGGACAUACCCUGACUCUGGACGCUACAACAAAUACAGAGUGGAUCUGAGAUGCCAGCACAAAACAUACAGUUCAUCAUCCAAGACAAGCAAAAAUACCAACUGCCCUGCCACCAUGUUUCUGAUUCUCAAGAGAUUUAUGUGUGAAAGAAAGUCCAGAUCAGGAGAUCCACACAUUGAAGAGGGCUAUUUCCUUCAUGUGAACUUGAGAAAUGAACAUAAUCAUAGACUGAACACAGCUGAGGUCAUGAGGUGGAGAGAUGUGUCAAAUGACACCAUUGAAAAGCUACAGCAGCUCUACAAAAGCGGUCACUCUCCUUCAUCUGCACUCAAAACUAUUAAAUACAACCUGCAGGAAGAGGAAGGUGAUAACUACACUUAUGCUAUUGCAGAUCGAUCCAUUUGCCCAGACCUUCCGUUCUGCUACAGAUUAUACCACAAGCUUUUUCAGAAAACAUGUGCUGAACCGGCAGAGAAGGACAUUUCAGAUGAGCUUUUUAAACCCUUAGAGUUGGAACAGUCAUGGGAGACAGCAGCAAUAACAGCAGAUGGACACACCACGUGCAUUGAAGAUGGAGUUUCUGUUGAUGCUGUUCCAAUCAUCACCACAGCAGAGGAUUUCACAGAAGACGAGCCAGGAACAAGUGCAGCUGAAGAGGUUGUUGGUUCUUUAGAUGGACAGCUUGAGGAGAUCUUUGGGAUGCUGAAAAAGAAGCUAAACGAGGAUUCAAGUUUUACUCCGCCUAUAAGAGCUUUUGUGUCCAGUUUCUUUCAGAUAAAGACUGAUAGUGCUCUUCAGGCAUCACUCUUUUCCUUUGGUGAGACCACUCCGAUCAUCAAUCAGAUCAAUGUACUACCAGCUACAGGUCCACGGAGGAGAGGGGCUUUGGCUGGACGAAGAGCUGUUGGCAGACCCCCGAAGAACUCAAGAAGAGAGCACCCAUACUGCAACAGCAGAUCCAACAACACUCCCCAAACUCUCACUUUCUGUUUGCAAGACAAUAACACCCUUGAGAAAACCGAAUAACUGUAGAGGUCUAAAAACUGUGUAGAGACUAUUUAAUCAAUAAGCAAUGAGAAGCUUGGUAUGAACAUCAUGAAACCUGACCAUUACAAGAAUAAAUCAGUGUUUACCCCAUUUACUUUUAAUGUUUAAUGUGUACUUGAUGUGCCAGAUUCAGCAGUGCAUGUUAUAAGAGAAAGCAUUUGUGGUUGUAAUUUUGAUCCUAAUGUUAUGUUACAGACUCCACACAGGAAUGAAACACCCAUAAAUCAACCAAAAAUCAAGUAUCA
Molecule: messenger RNA, 1597 nt
Organism: Carassius carassius (crucian carp)
Lineage: Eukaryota; Metazoa; Chordata; Actinopteri; Cypriniformes; Cyprinidae
Exons: 9
Coding region: 63-1331 (422 amino acids)
Source: RefSeq, a predicted model, not a curated record